This is a messenger RNA of Eublepharis macularius, 4469 nucleotides long. It is a transcript of the gene TNIP1, whose product is annotated as TNFAIP3 interacting protein 1. Bases 184 to 2415 code for a protein of 743 amino acids. The transcript is spliced from 19 exons. The record is from RefSeq and is a predicted model, not a curated record. NCBI's taxonomy places the organism in Eukaryota, Metazoa, Chordata, Lepidosauria, Squamata, Eublepharidae. Gene Ontology annotation, biological process: regulation of transcription by RNA polymerase II; negative regulation of canonical NF-kappaB signal transduction; cellular response to lipopolysaccharide.
UAGAGAUGUCAGCGGUACGCAGAGCGUAGGGCAAGGAGCUGGCUGGACCGCCAUCGGUGGCUCUGCACAGUCUUCUUCCCAGUGGAGAUCCAGUGUAGUUUACAACAUCAUUCCUCCCAUCAUCUGCUUAAUGCCUGCAACAACCACCCUGUGAGGCAUGGGAAUCGGAUAAUAAGCUCCAGCAUGGAAGGCAAAGGGCCUUAUCGCAUCUAUGACCCUGGUGGGGGAACACAGGAGGAAGCAGCUGCUGCCUUUGAUCGGCUGGUAGAGGAAAAUACCAAGCUGAGGGAAAAGAUGCAAGGGAUAAAGUCGCUAGGUAACGGAGAACUGCUGGAACAGUCUCAGCUGGAAGCAUCCAGACUACGACAGAAGGUGGAAAAUUUAGUGAAGGACAAUGAAAUGCUGAGAUCCACUUCCUCUCUGGACAAAUGUACUGAAAGAACAGGAGGUAACCCAGAUCUUUGUUGUUCCCCAGUAGUUCCAGAAGAAGAUUGGAAGGAGUUGGAGCAAAACAUGCAGAAGCCACACUCCAGUGGGUCAUCAUCUGAAUUUGAAAUUGUUGGUGCUGAGGAUAAGAAAUCUUCCCAGGAGAGCAGCAAGAAGUCGGACGUAGAGCCAUUUCAUAACGAGGACAGCAAUCUUAUGCUCCACCUUCAACGCCUGGAGAGCACACUCAGCCUCUUUGCUGAGGAGUCAGAUAAAAACCAGCUCUUUGCCCACCUGGGUCGGAUGGCUCUGGAGUUCAACCGCCUGUCCUCCAAGGUGCACAAGAAUGAACAGAGAACAUCUAUUCUUCAGGUCCGAGGGCUGCUGGCAUUAUGUGAGCAGUUGCGGAAUGAGAAUGAAGAGCUGAGAGCAAAGUUGGAGAAGGAACUGGAUCAAAGGAACCACGCUUCGGAAAAGUUAAAGUGUGAAAAUCUGGAGCUGAGGAAGAUUGUGAUGAUGGGCAGCAAAGAAGACAUGAAGGGGGAAGGCACAGAAAAUGCAGAGCAGCAGCAGAAAGGAACAGUUUUGGAGAAAGCAGCAGGAAAAAGCUCUUUGGGGACAAGUGAGAAGAAAGUGAAGAUACUUGAGCACCAGCGCAAUGAGCUGCUGGAAGUGAAUAAGCAGUGGGACCAUCAUUUCCGGUUCAUGAAGCAGCAAUAUGAGCAGAAGGUAACAGAACUACGGCAAAAGCUUGCAGACUCCCAGAAAGCAGUAGCAGAGUUAGAGGCAGCGCGGGAACAGAAGCAGCGGGAUUUUGACCGUAAGCUUCUCUUGGCAAAAUCCAAGAUUGAAGAGGAGGAGGCAGAAAAAGAGACGUACAGCACAGAAGUAAAAGACCUCAAACAGCAGGUGAAGUUGCUGCAGGAUCAGCUGGUUCCGGUCACCAGGCAAAAGGAGUACCAGAAGGAGAUUGUUCGGCUAAACAAAGCCUUAGAAGAGGCCCUGAACGUCCAAGCCUCUGCAUCUCCUGCCUCUAACAGCCCAACUGAAUCCAGUCUGAGUAUCCGGCAGCAGGAGGUGAUGACCCAGAAUGAGCUCCUGAAGCAGCAGGUAAAGAUCUUUGAGGAGGACUUCCAACGGGAACGGAGUGACAGGGAGAGGAUGAAUGAGGAGAAGGAAGAGCUGAAGCAGCAGCUGGAGAAGCUUCAGAAGCAGUUAAUGCAUACAAGCAAUCAGUUGCGGAUCUCUAAAGAGGAUUGCCAGAAAGAGAAGGAGGAGAAAGACAAGUUCAAGAAACUGCUCAAACAGUACAAACAGCAUUCGGGUGACAGAUUGCACCCAGAGCCACAGCCAGGACCAGUUGCCCCAGUCUACCCUAUGUACCAGUUCCCAUGUAUCCCUCCAGUCCCACCACAUGUGUACCAUGGUUAUGAAGACUGGCAACAGAUCCGUUACCCACCAUCAACAAUACCAAACGAGCGCCCUCCCGUUCAGAAUUUCCACCGUUUCCCUCCUAAUAUACGUGGGUUCCCCCAUGCGUCAUAUCACAAAAUCAGAAUUCACAAGCAGUGGACAGUGCAAAACAGCUCCCAAAGGAAUCUGAUCCUACAGGUCUUGGGCUGCCCAAAAACCAAAGGCCCACAUAACUCCGUGGCAAUGGCAGGGCAGCAUCAGAAGACAACUUGUGACAUGCACGUGAACCUGCAUAUCCAGGUGGCCUCCUUGUGCUUCUGGACACAGAUCACUGUUUGUGUAUGUGGAAUAUAUACGCUUGGGACAACAGCAGCUUCACCUGGAUUUUCUGAAGACAUGCAGCACAUGCGGCUGAAAAGUGGUCAGUGGCUCAGAGUUUUGGGAAAUUGCUGGCUGAGGAACCUGCCUGUGUGGCUUUCUCCUGGCAUUUUGGAUCAAGAACUUGCCAUUGCAAAGGAGUGGCCAGCAGCAAAUGGUGGGAGCACCCUAUAUCCAACAGAGCCUAAAUAUAGCUGAUUUCCUUGCAAUAUGAUGGUUUUAAAUACAUGAUGUAGCAUUGGCAUUUAUUUACAGCAGAAAUAUUCUGUAUGCAGGAAAACUGUCCUUUAUUGUGGCUAAAUGCCUGGACAGACUAAGGACUCAAAAUCUUUGGAAGGAAACAACAACAAAAAAAUGAAAUUGAAUCCCUGUCUCUAAUGUAUAAGAAUAAAAGUGAAAAGUACCUUCUUCACUAAUCUCAUUUUUCAGAACUUGGAUCUAGUCCAGUGAUUUAGCCAAAAUAAAAGUUGUUUGAUUCUCCACUGAAGACGGCUGCACAAGAUUUAAACUAAUUCUUGUUCCUCUACAGCAUCUACUUUUAUAACAUGGCAGCUUCCGCCUGUUUCUCUUAUUGGAGGGUCUCAUGAAGUAGCAAUGGUUUCUUUAAAGGCUGUGGUGCAGGAGUAGCCUGGAAGGUUCUGCUUCUCAGCUUCUCUCCUGCAUAGGGAUGGCCACUGUUGUAGAAAGAAUGCAGGACCAUCUCAGUCUUUAGCAAGGUGGAUCUUGUUUCCUCAUGACAGAGCAAAUGUAAUAAUGAAAAACGUUGAUCACUGGAUCUUGCAAACAUUCUCUGAGAAUGAUGGUGGGCAAGCUGGAGACAGGUACCAAUGAAAGGUCUUGGUGCACUUUCAGUACAUAAAAUCAAUGAGUAAAUGGAAUGUAAUCCAUUUUGGCUAUAACUAGGUAACAUACAGUGCAAUCCCAAGAUCACUUUCCUGGGAGUAAGCCUCAUUGAAUUGACUUGAGUAGGAUUCUGAGUAGCCCUGCUUAGGAUUGCUCUCCAAAUUACAAGAGGUAUUACUGACAUGGUCACCACUGGUUACAAGGGUCAAGCGAAAGCUUGUGUGGUCACAAAACAGCUUGGAUAUGAUCACAGGAGAGCUUUCUACCAGCAUUCCUCAUGGCUCCCUCUCCAUUCUGCUGAUCAUCAAGGCUGGUUACUCCAGUAAAACCAAUGAAUACUUGUGGAAACUGAAAAGUUUUGGGGUAAGAGAGGGGUUUCUUUACAGUGCACAUGAGUGGAAAAGGAACAACAGGAAUGUGAUUAGUUGUCAAAAGAGAGCACUGAAUUAUUAGGGGUGCCGAGAGAGCAUGGGGAAUAGAUAGGAUAUGGAAUGUGGGAAAAGGUGUAUAGAAAAUGGUUAGUUGGAAAUACGGUAGUUAAUUCACAGAAGAUGGGGAGGAAGCAGCACAAGUGGGCAGAGAUGAAGGAUGGACAAGCCUGUAGGUUGAGUGAAAACUUUAAAACACUUGCUUGACCAGGUUUCUGAACAUCUCUGUUCCACUGUAUCAUGGUCCGUAAUGGUAUCCUUCAUUUCCACAUUUCCCUGACACUUAGAGUUGCUAGUUUCAAACAUGACUGCUCCAAGGGAUUGCUGUUUUUUUUUCUUCAUGAUCUGGACAGUUAAUUUGUUGUGUACAAUCUUCAAUGUGAGUAAUGGUAGGGAUGGCAUAAAAUGCUGGAUAUUAGUUGAAACGGUUAGAAAUUAAAAUCUAUUCUUGUUUGAAACUAGAAGUGAUAUUCUCAAAUAAACAGCCGUAAAACUCUUUAGAGAAGCAGUCCUUUUUGGUAAUAACCACAGAAGAAGUUCCGUUUCUCAUUAGUUUCAAACAAAGAAAAAAUAAUAAUCCCCAAGGACAAAUUCAUUCAGCGCUGAAAAUGUGUAAAUUAUCUGUACAAUGAGCUCACAUUAUUAUAGAAAAGUAUAUUAUUAUAAUUACAUAGUGGAUUGUACCAUAGAAAGAGGUGAGGGAAAGAAAGAAGAGUAUUGACUCUUGCCUGCAUCUCUGAAUAGAAACAAUAUUUCCUGUAUAUUUAAAGGGACUCUUGGUGUGCAUUGCCACUGUGUUCAGACAUGCUAAUAUUUUUGCUAGCUAAUCUUACUAUUUUGUGAAAUGUGUAGAGAUACAUAGAAAUGAACCUAAGUACAUCCUUUUGUACAUUUUAGGCAUUUGUUUAUGCAAAAUGGUCUUAAUUAUAAAUAUGUUUGAUUUGAUUUUAUCCUUAAUAAAGUAUGAAUUUUUCCAUACGA